Messenger RNA from Botrytis cinerea B05.10, 1320 nucleotides. RefSeq lists its product as hypothetical. The record is from RefSeq and is a predicted model, not a curated record. The transcript is spliced from 5 exons. NCBI's taxonomy places the organism in Eukaryota, Fungi, Ascomycota, Leotiomycetes, Helotiales, Sclerotiniaceae. Bases 104 to 1126 code for a protein of 340 amino acids. Gene Ontology annotation, molecular function: oxidoreductase activity, acting on NAD(P)H.
GCUAAUAUAUGGAGCUAUUGGUUUCUCUGAUACCACUCUCUUUUGCUUCUAUUGGCCUACUUGUUGUCUUGUAAUCUUUAAUCGCCUGACCCAACACUGAGAGAUGUCGAAGAAUCGUGCAGCCUGGAUUUUGUCCCCCGCCAAAGCAUUCUGCAUUGGCGAUGCCCCAAGCUAUGAGCCCAAGGCUGGGGAAGUUCUGAUCAAAGCAGCUGCUGUUGCUGUGAACCCCAUUGAUUUCAAAAACCAAGAUGACGGCACCUACUCAAACCUUUAUCCCUUUAUCCUCGGGCGCAAUACUGCUGGAACGGUCGAAGAUGUUGGUAAAGGAGUGACCAAAUUUUACAAAGGUCAACGGGUUAUGGCGCAUCUCCACAGUCCAAAGACUGGAAACUAUGCAAAUUCCGCCUUUCAGCUCUAUUCACUUGCUUCCGAGCACUUUACUGCAGCAAUUCCCGACUCCGUCAGCUUUGAAAGUUCGGUUGUCUUGCCUCUAUCCAUUUCAACCGCUGCUGCCGGCCUUUAUCUUCCAGAGUUUUUGAAUCUCCCUCUCCCGUCGACUGAACCAAGGGGCUCUUCUAAUGUUCUCCUAGUUUGGGGAGGUGCAUCUUCUGUUGGUUCAACAGCUAUUCAACUUGCGUCUGCGUCAGGCUUAACGGUGGUGGCCACAGCCUCAUCUACUAAUCAUGAAUACGUUCGGUCACUUGGUGCUAGCGUAGCCUUUGACUAUAGAUCGCCUACGUUAAUUGCUGAUCUUCUUCGCCAGUUGAAGGGCACAAAGCUGGUCGGAAUCUAUGAUGCUAUUGGCGAAGAGCAGAGCUUUACCCCACUCAAAGAAAUUGUACGACAAUUCGAUGGCACAGUCAAAAUUGUCAGUGUCUUGCCAUGCGCCAGCCAGACUGAUGGAUUCCGACCCAGUUUCGUUACGUCAUACGGUAUUGCCUACCCCCCAAACGAAAGAAUCGGCGAGGCUGUCUGGGGAAAUUUCGUAACCAAGGGCCUUGCAAGUGGGAAACUACAGCCUAAACCAGACCCGUUAGUAAUAGGGCAUGGAUUGGAAAUGAUACAGACUGGCGUGGACCUACAGAAGGCAGGUGUGUCUGCUAGGAAAAUUGUAGUAACUCUAUAGUCAGUCAAAUACUCUUGGGACCUAAUGUAGAGAAGAUUUUAGUAUGGCGCGAAGGUUGCUAGCGACGAUGGAGAAGCUUCUCUUGACCCUAUUUUUCAAAUCUCCUCUGAUACCAAUAUUGAAAUUGAAAUUAAUUUGACCCAGACAGGACUAAAGAGUCAUCACUUGCGGCCUUGUUGGAUAGCACGGUAGCA